CCGUUCGGAUGUGUUUUUCGCGGUGUCCUGUCCCAAGCGGUUCGGUUUGAAGCAGACACGGAGGGCUGUUUUCCUGCAGUAUAGAAAAAUCUCCUAUUUCGGUUGUGGGAAACGGAUUCCUGGGAACUAUAACCCUGUUUUGGGGGCUUAGCGAUGCCAUGAGUCGGGUGUUCCGUCGGAAAACGACCGAGUAAGAUUGAUCCCUCGACGUCUAAUGAGGCAUAACGCCCUUUGAGUAGGUUCUUGGAGUGUGAUUCCCAGACUGAUAUGCGGAUCGGGAGCGGUGUGAUGAAGGAUUAGCGAUUCUUGGGAAAGGAAAACGUGCGAAUGACGGAGGUGGAUGUAAGAGUGAGGGGCCCAAACUGCUUAUUAGUGAAGAGUAGCCUGUCAGGUGAUGUGAAGAGUGCAAAUAAAGAAGCGAAAUUGAUGAGUUUCUAGAUGGGAUCUCGUUGAGAAACGUGAUUGCAGGUGACGCAAAGUACCCCCCGGAGUCGUGAACCGUGAAGUGUGUCGAUGCUGUGUGAAGCAUGAAUUUGAAGAGGAAGCGACAGAGUGAGAUCCGAAGAUAGAGGAGUGAUACGAGGAUAUUCAAAAAGGGAAAACUUUCAACCGUUUUGUCUCAGCAUGAAAAAGUCUAGUCGAUAAACGGAGUGCUGAUCCCAACCUGUCUGCUGAUAUUGAAAAUAACCUGCUGCUAAAAAUAACGGAAGGAGUGGAAAAGCUCGCUCGUCGAGACGCAAGCACGAUAAGUCCAAUUUGGUUGGCAUUGCUUAUCAUCGGAAACAACAAACAACUUUCACAGUAAGAAAUUGGAGCAGCCAAGCAACAAACAACUUAUCCUCUUCACAGUUGUUGCCCUCUAAGUAAACGUGCCACAAAGUCGAGUUGAUUAUUAUCGCUCCGAAUUCUAUCGAUCUAGACUGUUCCCCAGUCUCUGGGUCUCUCGAUACAGGUCGGAAUUCCGUCGAGAUUUGGCCCUCUGCAAGUGACAGGCAGUGGAAAUAAGAAUCGAAGCUGCUACGUGAGUCUGAAAAAUUCGUAAACUUUUCUACGCGUUAGGAACUUUUCGAACAACUCAACUAAAGACAAAAAGCCGGCGGAUAGCGGAAAGCAAACCCCAGAGACAGAGGAAUAAAGUGGUGCGUUUCCAAAGUUCGUUUCUUCGGAAAUUUUUGCUCCAGCAAGGUGAAAAUUGAUACUCAUUCUGAACGAAAUGGAACAGCGUGGUCGAUGAGGAGGCGUGAGUGCGAAUAUUAUUUCAAACGUGAGAACAGACUGCGGCAGCCCACCUGACAAAGUAAAACAAACACGUGCACGUAAUUGGGGAAAAGUGAUUUCGAGUUCGGAUCGUGAGGUGUCGGAAUCGGGACCUUGAGGGUAUCCCCUCCAAAAAAUAAAAGGCUGGCAGGCUGCGUGCAAACUGGAGGGGAAAUAAAGUAAUUAUUUUGAGCCGACCCGACCAUUAUUUUCACCUUGUUUCUAUUAGCUAUCGAGGGUAUAAAGUUUAGCCAAACACGUACCGCUUCCAAGUGCGUGGUGGGAGGUGCCAGAAAUUUAUCACAAGACGCAAGCUUUCGUAUUUCGAAGAACUGAUAUUGAAGUGCCGGUGAGUUUGCUUGCGUGAAACAAAUGCGUACCUGUGGGCAAACUUUUUACUGAGGAAAAACAAUUUAGCGAACUUGUGAAUAUGACAAAGGACUCAUUCCCAUGGUAGACGACGUGGUUCGCUUACCGAAAAGGACGAAGCCAACGACUACGAGGACGACGACUACCCCAAUGUCGAAUGCAUGAAACAUAAUGGAUUACCUGGGCAACUUAAAAUGGACCUCCAUAGACGAUUGAAGGUCUUCCCGGUCGUCGCCUUAACAUGGGUAUGCUUCAUUGCAAUAUGCUGUGUUAAACUGACGGAGGCGAAAAUAGGAUACUUCUGGCACAUAACGGAUUUACAUUUCGACUCGUACUACAGCACCAAAGGAGAUAUACUACGAAGUUGUUGGGCCAACGAGUUCAGCUCGUCCUCGAGCAACACCAAAAAGCCCGGCCAGUUCGGUGAUUACAUGUGCGACAGUCCAUGGAGCCUGCUGGAAUCCGCAUCACAAGCCAUGAAAUCCAAACAAGGCGAUAACGUCGAAUUUGUGCUCUGGACCGGCGAUGGCCUAUCACACGGCGCCAAGCGGCUUCACGAGGCCGCACGGAUGGAACUACUGCGGAACAUCACCGAGCUGCUGAGCCGCACCUUCCCGUCGCAGUUCGUCUUCCCGGUCGUUGGCCACGACGACGGCACCCUGAACUUUGGCCAACUCGGCGAACUGUGGCGGCACUGGUUGCCGUCGGAGGCUCUGCAGACCUUUGAGAAAGGUGGUUACUACUCAAUCGAACAGAAGCGUAGUAAUCUGCGGAUAAUAGCUUUAAACACAAACUUCAUGCGGCACGAUCCGAAGUACUCGCAGUCGCACUCGUCAGCGGUGAAGCAGCGGCCGGACGGGUCGAUUCAUUACGCCGGCGGCAUCGGUGGCUACGGGUACGACCGGGACCACCACAUAAACCUCGGCAAGCACUACCACCGGGACUACAGCGGUCCCGGCGGUAUGGCCGUGGGGAGCCCCCAUGGCUACCCAGUGUACAGUGAUAGGAGAAAUAGCGGCGGCAGCAGUAGUAUAGCGGACGGUAGUAGUGGUAGUAGCAGUAGUGGUGGUCACGCCAGUGCAUUAUCGGGAUCAAGCAGCCACGAGUCGGAGAAGCAGUGGACGUGGCUCGAGAGCGUACUCGCGCAGUCUAAGGAUAGUAAGAAAUUUGUAUAUAUUGUAGGACAUAUACCACCUGGUUCGGACGAGCGGCACAUUGGCCACAUCCCGUACGGACACACGAGUUUCACCGAGAAGAACAACCUGCGCUAUCUGCGUCUGGUGAAAAAGUACUCGGAAAUCAUUCAGGGACAGUUCUUCGGUCAUCUGCAUUCGGACUCGUUCCGGGUGGUCUACAGUGAUAGCGGAAAACCAAUUUCGUGGAUGAUGAUCGCUCCCUCGAUCACACCGCGGAAAAUGUCCGAGUCGAACAACCCGGCGAUGAGGUUGUACAAAUUUGACACCGAUACGGGACAGGUACUGGACUACACGCAGUACUAUCUCGAUCUGGAACAGGCGAAUCAGCUGGGCGAAGCGGUGUGGCAACCGGAGUACAACCUGACAACGUACUACUACGGUCUGGGAGAGGUUUCAUCGGUGGCUCUGCACAACCUGGCCGACCGAUUCACCAAUGCGGACGACACACAGUUUGCCAAGUACUACCGCGCCAACUCGGUCCGCCACUCGACGCAGACCUGCGAGGGCGUCUGCCUGCUCAAUCACUACUGUGCCAUAACGCGGCUGGAUUACCGCGAGUUCCGCAGCUGUCUGGAAACGGCCGCCAAGGCAAUGGCCUCCAAAAACGGUUCGGCCAGUGCGCGCGGAGUCGGAAUCGUUCCGCUGAUGGCCGCACUGGUGCUGCUCAUCGGUGGAUGCUGCACCAGUUGUGACUACUUGCGGAUCAUUACGAGCGCUUGUUCCAGGUUUGCGUUACUUCUGUUCACGGAGGUGUGCUUCGUGGUCGUGUUGAUGGGCGUUCGAGUGUCAUCGUUGUUGGGUUCCUCGCUUGCUGCUAGCACGCCCACAGCCCUGCUCCGAUGCCAGUGAGAUCAAAGUGGAAGUGAAUUUACGUAGCUAUCAAUUUUGAUAAUUUUAGCUUUUUUGUAAUUUUACCCCACGGGCUCUUACCGGAAUGAAGAACUGUGCAAAAAAAAGUAUCCUCAUAGUUUACAUAUUCAUUAAAUUUAUUGAUUUUUUCGAUGCUACCACAUUCGAUAUGCUGCCUCUACUGCUGCUGGAUCGUUUUAUCCCCAAUAACAAAUUACACACGAGUAGUCACCAAAGGCAGGGUUACAGUGCUGGCAAAAACGUGUUAGACGGGUCAAUAUUGUAAAAAUCUGAAUGCAAAAAGUGCGUUUUGACAAAAAUGUUAGUUUCGUGGAAUGUUACAACAAGUCAAAAAGACGAGUUCUUGCUGUCCUAUUAACAAGUUUAUUUAGUUGUAAGUUUGUUUUCGGUGUGUUGAAUUUGUUUAUCUGUAACUGUUCUCGGCAAAGAUAUUACCACUUCUGCUACGUUCUGUAUGAAUAGUAAUAUUUCCAUACUUACUGAAGUUGAGAAUGUAGGAAAAUAAAGUAGGUUCCCAAAGAAAUAAUGAAGAUUUUCCAUAAUAGUAGAGCAUUUAUAUUGGUUUUGAACCUUCUCCUUCUUCCAGUAAACGUUUAUGUCGAUUUGAAAUUUAAUUUUUCGAGCCAGUCUAGCAAAAUUGUGUGAGAAAAAAAAAGUUAAAACAACGGAAAUGGCCUCCAGGACUUGCACUAAAUUGUACAGAAAAAAAAAGAUCGAAAGGAACAAAAGCCGCAAAGCUGGCGAACAAUGGAAAGCGCUAGCAAAUUUAUGUCACCAAAUUAUUUUUUUACUCCGACCUACAGCGCGAGCCACAGUGUGGGAAACCGUCGGAUCAGUGGAAAACAAAAGCUCGACACUGGAAAAGACAGGAAGAAAAAACGGAUCCCCGGCAAACGAGACAGGGAUUACUGCGGCCUUGUUCCUAUUAGCAAUGGUUUUGCUCUCAUUCUCACGCGUGUUCGCUUGACACAAUCUGGAAGCUGCGCCGGUCGGGAUUUACGGGGAGGGGGGCUGAUGAUUGCCUUGGAAAAUGGAAAAUUUUGCCGAAUGCCUGCCCGCUUGCGCCCUUGUUUCUGGCGGACGAUUGUUGUUCUGAGGCAAUUUUGCACUAGAAGGAAUCAGGGCCAUAAACCAUCAUCAUCAAUGGCCGUGGAAUGCAGAUUGCACAGUUUGGGCUCACCAUGCGAGCGUGUAAUUGGAUUAUCGCUCCAAACGAGCCCUCUGAUGAGAGGGCAUCAAACCGGAUUAAGGAACAAACGAAUUCCAUUGAAAUCGCCAAAUGGAUUUCAUAUGGAGCUUUGAUUACUAUGCGCACUCCGAAAUUGAGUGAUUUUUGGACCGUGAUCCUUCCGAUGAAUGCCCAGCUCGUUCGGAAGCCAAGGUUGAAACGUGCACAAUUGUUGAAGGUUUUGGGUUCAGCUAACAAAUCGUGCCCAUUGGAGCGUGUGUUGCCUUCAUCCCUCCAGGAAGGAACUUUUAACUUUUAUGUUGAGGUGAUGGAUAUUGGGUGCUUUGCACGCUUUUCCCUGCACCGGCAGUCAGAUGUUUUCUCAUAUUUAGGUAUUCAGUUUCUUUUUCUCUCUUUUGUGCGGCAACAAUUCCAGAGAGCAUCAAUUAAGACGGCCUGGGUUGUCUAAUGGCUACCGUUUCUGCUUUAUACGCAGAAGGCCUAUCGUUUGAAAUGUGUUCAGUGAAGAUCACUAACGAUUCCUCUGAAUACAUUUUUUACAAGGAGUAGUACUAUUCUCUAUUUUCUUUUUAAGUAACUAUUCCAAAACAUUCGCAAGGGACUUGCAGAGCGAAUCUCAGCUGAAGCUUUGAGGCUUCAAUCGUUUCGAUUCUCGAAUGUUCAAACAGCACCUUCUGAAUAACACAAUCGGAAUUCAUUCAAACAAUCAACAAAAAUAAAAUGUUUAACUGAAAGUUCUUGUAUUGCACCGAAUAGACAGAAAAAAUCCAAAGCAUUCCUUCUUUAACAAAUAAAACAAAAGAAAUUAAAUUAAAAUCCAAACCGAAACGCAAUGAAAUUUAACCGCAUCGCAGCGGCACGAAACGAUACGGCAAACAGGAGAAAAAAAGGAAAUAAACCAUACCCAAAGUGCACAAAAAGUGCCACAUAAAUCUUACCAAUAGCUUCGCCAAAGCAGCAACCCUUCCUCCGCCAAUUCUCAUUCAGAAGAAAAUGAGUGAAAAAUCCCAGCAAAGACGUUGCGACUGUUUGCCAACUGCUCGCUUCAAUAUUGACCCGUGCGCGCUUUGAAGAACGAAAAAAAAAACGAUCCGGUAGCAGCAAUGGCAAGGGAAAAUCGAAUUCCAGGAUGGUGAGAUAUUUCAAACCUCAACCUUGCCUCAGCCGACUGUUAUCGUGGGGGCAGGAGGCUUGGCUUGAUUUCGUAUUCUGUUUAGUUAGGCUAAAGACACCGUAAAAGGGCGAAUUUAAUGUGAUAAACGUGAUUGAUCGAGAGAGCCUAAAAACUAAAUGACGUGUAACCGAUGAGGAUGCGAGCGGAAAAUUUAUGCUGAUCCUCGGCGGGGUUUGAUGUAAAUAGUCUUUAUAAGUCAUAAGCAGCGGAACACGAAUGGCAGCAACUGCAUGAAAGAAUGGAAAAUCACAGUUGAGCAGUGGAAAUUAUUUGAUUAUGUAGGUUUUUUUGCAUACUUCAUAGCUAAAAUGUUUCACAUAAGAAUUAUGGGAGAAGGUAUAUGAAUUGUAAAACUUAGCCUGUAUAUUUAGCUAAAAUUAAUCAUAUAGAAACGGUCAUGUGUAUAACAGAAUCGACUUGAUUUUAACUGUUUCGUCGUAUUUUUGUCAAAGAAAAUGAAACAUGAGAGUCAAAUAAGAAAAGAAAACGGAUCGGUAGGACUUCACAUAGAUCGAAAAUCACUCAUUAGCUACCAAUUCGUUGGCGAUUAAGGACCGAUCAUAUUUUCGACUCCCACUAAAUAGACUUUUACUGAACAUAAAACGAAGCGAUGCAAGGCUUAGGACAAAAUUUCAUCCUGAACGGACAUACUUCUAGGAGAAUAAAGAAAAAACUGCUGAAAAACAACCGGAAAAUUACCAUUGCAUAUAUACAAGUGACAAGAGUAUAAAGAUUUACCAGAAAAAUAACCAAAAUUCAACUAAAAGAAUAAAUGUUUUUAAAUAAAAUGAA
Messenger RNA from Armigeres subalbatus, 6847 nucleotides. Its product is annotated as acid sphingomyelinase-like phosphodiesterase 3b. The coding region runs from base 1788 to 3671 and encodes 627 amino acids. Lineage: Eukaryota; Metazoa; Arthropoda; Insecta; Diptera; Culicidae. The transcript has 10 exons. Gene Ontology annotation, molecular function: phosphoric diester hydrolase activity. The record is from RefSeq and is a predicted model, not a curated record.